CAGGCAUCGGGUCCCCAGGCGGAGAGGCGGGCGCCGGACCCCCAGGCGGAGCGACAGGUCUCGGGCCCCCAGGCGGAGCGGCGGGCGCCGGACCCCCCAGGCAGAGCGACAGGUCUCGGGCCCCCAGGCGGAGCGGCGGGCGCCGGACCCCAAGGCGGAGCGACAGGUCUCAGGCCCCCAGGCGGAGUGGCGGGCGCCGGACCCCCAGGCACGACAGUGGGCUCCGAGUCAACUGGCAUGACUGCUGGCACUGGGUCAGACAUUGGAUCGUCUGGCUGGACAGCGGGCAUCGGGUCACCAGGCAUCAGGUCAUCUGGCUCGACAGCGGGCACCGCGUCAUCUGGCAAGGCAGUGGGCUCCGAGUCAACUGGUAUGACCGCGGGCACUGGGUCAGACAUUGGAUCGUCUGGCUGGACAGCGGGCAUCGGGUCACCAGGCAUCAGGUCAUUUGGCUCA
Molecule: messenger RNA, 456 nt
Organism: Staurois parvus
Lineage: Eukaryota; Metazoa; Chordata; Amphibia; Anura; Ranidae
Source: the annotation of a GenBank genome assembly